AUGAGCUGCUUGGACCCUUCUAUAUGCCGGGUGUUUCCUCCUGUUGGUGGUGUUCUCCCCCCCUUCUCUUCUUCUGGCCUGCUGCAGCAGCAGCAGCAGCAGCAGCAGCAGCAGCAGCAGCUGCAGCAGCAGCAGCAGCAGCAGCAGCAGUGGGUGGUUGAGGCUCUUGCUGCUGGGGUCACCUCGCUGCUGCUGCGGGAUAAAAGACAGCAGCAAAAUUCUGUGCUGCUGACGGUCCUCGUCGCUCCUGCUGCUGCUGUUGAGCUGCGCAUGCAGCACCUGCUGCUGCCGCUGCAGCAGCAGCACGCAGCAGCAGCAGCAGCAGCAGCAGCAGCAGCAGAUGCUGAAGAAGAAAAUAUGCACUUGCUGCUGCCGCUGCAGCAGCAGCACGCAGCAGCAGCAGCAGCAGCAGCAGCAGAUGCUGAAGAGGAAAAUAUGGUGAGGAUACUCUAUUGUCUCUCUCUGUCUCCUUCUCUGUCUCCUUCUGUCUUCUUCUGUUUAUUUAUUUUUAUUCUUUACUUAUUAUUUAUUUGCUUUUAUUAUUAA
Messenger RNA from Eimeria mitis, 546 nucleotides. RefSeq lists its product as uncharacterized. The coding region runs from base 1 to 546 and encodes 181 amino acids. The transcript is spliced from 2 exons. The record is from RefSeq and is a predicted model, not a curated record. Lineage: Eukaryota; Apicomplexa; Conoidasida; Eucoccidiorida; Eimeriidae.